AUGCUCACCACGGCUCAAAGGAAACUCCCUGGGUCAUAUCCUUCGGAGCCAAUGACUUCCGGCUCUGAACUUUCAUUCUACGAAGCCCAACAAACGCCAAUAACAGAACUCGAUCCCGAGCCAUAUCCUCCGGAGCCAACGACUUCCGAUUCUGAACUUUCGUUCUACGAGUCCCAACAAACGCCAAUAACAAAAAGCGAUCUCGACGACAUGCAUCAGACACCUACACCCCACCAGCGAACCCAAAGUGGAGGGGGAGUCCGGCCGACGUGGAUACAACAGACAAUUUGGAAGAUUGCAAAUACAGUGGUUAAUCGCGCUUCAAAUCGGCAGAAAUCGGUCAAAAGAGAACCGCGGGAAUCUCGAGACUCAGCCUCCCGCAAGCGAAGCGGAUCGAGUCGAAGUCGAAGCCGACAGAUCAGUGGGAAGGGAAACGACGCUAUAUCACAUUACCAGACUGUCCGGCAACAGCGCAUUAACCACUAUUUAACGUCUCUGCCGGCCAAAAACCAAGACUUUGAAUACGUUUCUGAAUAUCAUAAUGAGGAACCUUCAUUACCUCUUCCACAUCGAGACCCAGAGUCAGAGAGACAGACUCCCUUAAGAUUCGCAAGUCAGGACAAUCUCCACUCCAGGGCGAAUCAUGAUCGAUACCGUCACGAGCAAUCUUCUGACUUUCUCCCAUCGACUUUCAUUCGCUACCCAAGCGAUGGGGAUCUUAGGCGAAUGUAUGAUUCCCUCGAGGACCACCGGCUUGACGUCGUAAAAGACUUAAAGAGGUUCAGUGCGAGUUUCGUCUUAUUGCCAUCCCUCUAUCAGGACGUUGAUGUUACCUCCGAGCUUGCCAAAAAUAAUGCAACAUCCGAGGAGCAAAGCGGAGAACAUACUGAACCACUAGGUGAAGGUGUUGCAGAGAAUCCUAGUGAAUCCACAACUUUUAAUGACAGGUCGCAUAGUGACGGGGCAAGUGCGAGCCAUAAGCCUCAGGAGAAUGAAGACAAAGUGCCUCUAGAUCACACCAAACCACACGCACUUGACAAUGAUAUGCCCGGGCUUGGAAAACAAGAGCCUUCUCCUCCAGGUGACUGGCCUGGAGCUACGGCAGAAGGUCCAGGUAUCAUUAGAGACGAAAAGGCCGAUACUGUACAGGAGCAAUCCGUCGCACAGACUGAAAUACUCCAAAACAAUGUGGAGCAGCCAACAUGUAUGAACAUAGUUCGGCCAGGCGUCAUGACUGCAGAGAAGCCGUCAGCGGAAGGCGAAUUGCUAGGGCCAGGAGGGGAACAAACACUUACCACGAGCAACAAUCAAUCUAGUCCCAGAACUGUACAGCCAACGUCUAUGGCAAAUGCCAAUGCUCUCAGCCCGGCGGAAGAGUCAGAAACUCUUCAAACCCAAGAACUGGCAUCUAGUGGCUCGGAAGGUUCUCCAACUGUGCAAUCUCUGGGAUCGUUCCUGGAAGGGGCUCCUGGGACUGACAGAAUUGGGCGCAAGUGGGAGUCAGCGACGGUCAUUAUGAAACGGAUUUUGGACGAUAAAGCAACCACGACACCGACCUCGGUCAUGUCUUUCAACACGAGAAAACUUUUGGGAGUAAGUCGACCUGUAAUGAUAUGGAAUGACGAAUUUUACGGUUAUCUACCCUGUUUCGUGUCCCAGGGUAAGGUGUCCGCCGUACGCGAACUUCUCGCUGUCGGCUGCAACCCAGGUCGGGCUGGCAAGCCCAGGUGGGUGCCAAUGCUCAAUGCAGUUCUGGGGAGAACAGAAAAACACAACAAAUGCCUGAUUGCUCUGCUUCAGAGCGGCGCAGAUGUAGGCGCCAAAGACCCGAGCAGCGGCAAGACGUAUCUACACUUCGCCAUUGCGCAGGAACGGUGGUCUGGAUAUUCGACUACGGUGUACAUUCUGCUCAUGGCCAAGGCAAAUCCAAACGCCAGAGAUAAGAUGGGCAACACUCCCUUACUGACACUUUUAACCGGUAAUGGACCACUACUGAAAGAGGAGCGCGAUGCCUUGAUGCUCCUGCUGGCCCCCAAUUUCGGCACCAAGAUAUACGUGAGGGACCCCAAUCUCGGUGAGAAUGUCCUCCACCUAGCAAUCAGGAGACGCGAUCCGUACGCACUCGACGCGGUCUUCAGUACGAUCUAUGACAAUGAACUCAAGAAGUCAAUGCUCCAGGAAUUAAAUGCCAGCGGCUUCACACCGCUCCUUCUCCUGGUAAACGUCUGCUCGUUCCACACGGAAGAAGCGGCCGUGAAUGCCACACGACUGCUUGAACUCUUGCUCGAGAACGGCGCGGAUCCGGACGACAAGGACUCCACGAACGGCGACACCGUUCUGCAUUGCGUCAUAGGCGUGCACCGGAGCAUCGAGGCGUUUGAGCUCCUGCUCAAAUACAAUGCGAACCCCUUGGUGCAGAACUUCAGUCACAAAACAGCCAGCGCGCUGUUACAGGAAAAGGCCCGUGAUCAUCCUUCUGAUCGGUGGUACGCACAGGCCGUGCGGAAAGUGAGUGGGUUAGGGCAAUGGAAUACACCAGGACCCGCACCAGCUGUUUCGCGAGGAUCAACUCGAUUCGACUCCUGA
Messenger RNA from Cladophialophora psammophila CBS 110553, 2586 nucleotides. RefSeq lists its product as uncharacterized. Gene Ontology annotation, molecular function: protein binding. Bases 1 to 2586 code for a protein of 861 amino acids. The transcript has a single exon. Lineage: Eukaryota; Fungi; Ascomycota; Eurotiomycetes; Chaetothyriales; Herpotrichiellaceae. Gene Ontology annotation, cellular component: nucleus; cytoplasm. The record is from RefSeq and is a predicted model, not a curated record.